Eptesicus fuscus (big brown bat) is the source of this 2307-nucleotide messenger RNA. It is a transcript of the gene UBC, whose product is annotated as ubiquitin C. The transcript has 2 exons. Lineage: Eukaryota; Metazoa; Chordata; Mammalia; Chiroptera; Vespertilionidae. The record is from RefSeq and is a predicted model, not a curated record. The coding region runs from base 16 to 2238 and encodes 740 amino acids. Gene Ontology annotation, biological process: modification-dependent protein catabolic process; protein ubiquitination. Gene Ontology annotation, molecular function: protein tag activity; ubiquitin protein ligase binding. Gene Ontology annotation, cellular component: nucleus; cytoplasm.
CCCUGUGGGCGCACAAUGCCGGGUGGGGCCGCCUGCCGGUCGGGCGUUAGGAUUCCUUUCUCGGGUGGCGGGACACGGGGCUGGGGCCUGGGCCGAGCUGACGGGAGACGGACGUGCAGGGAGGGCGAGUGCGGAGCCCGGAAGUGCGCUUGGGUCCAGUUUCCCUGCUUUUCCCGUACAAUGCAGAUCUUCGUGAAAACCUUGACCGGCAAGACCAUCACCCUCGAGGUCGAGCCCAGCGACACCAUUGAGAAUGUCAAGGCCAAGAUCCAAGACAAAGAGGGCAUCCCCCCUGACCAGCAGCGGCUGAUCUUUGCCGGCAAGCAGCUGGAAGACGGGCGCACCCUGUCCGACUACAACAUCCAGAAGGAGUCCACUCUGCACCUGGUCCUGCGCCUCAGAGGUGGGAUGCAGAUCUUCGUGAAGACCUUGACCGGCAAGACCAUCACCCUCGAGGUCGAGCCCAGCGACACCAUCGAGAAUGUCAAGGCCAAGAUCCAAGACAAAGAGGGCAUCCCCCCUGACCAGCAGCGGCUGAUCUUUGCCGGCAAGCAGCUGGAAGACGGGCGCACCCUGUCCGACUACAACAUCCAGAAGGAGUCCACUCUGCACCUGGUCCUGCGCCUCAGAGGUGGGAUGCAGAUCUUCGUGAAGACCUUGACCGGCAAGACCAUCACCCUCGAGGUCGAGCCCAGCGACACCAUCGAGAAUGUCAAGGCCAAGAUCCAAGACAAAGAGGGCAUCCCCCCUGACCAGCAGCGGCUGAUCUUUGCCGGCAAGCAGCUGGAAGACGGGCGCACCCUGUCCGACUACAACAUCCAGAAGGAGUCCACUCUGCACCUGGUCCUGCGCCUCAGAGGUGGGAUGCAGAUCUUCGUGAAGACCUUGACCGGCAAGACCAUCACCCUCGAGGUCGAGCCCAGCGACACCAUCGAGAAUGUCAAGGCCAAGAUCCAAGACAAAGAGGGCAUCCCCCCUGACCAGCAGCGGCUGAUCUUUGCCGGCAAGCAGCUGGAAGACGGGCGCACCCUGUCCGACUACAACAUCCAGAAGGAGUCCACUCUGCACCUGGUCCUGCGCCUCAGAGGUGGGAUGCAGAUCUUCGUGAAGACCUUGACCGGCAAGACCAUCACCCUCGAGGUCGAGCCCAGCGACACCAUCGAGAAUGUCAAGGCCAAGAUCCAAGACAAAGAGGGCAUCCCCCCUGACCAGCAGCGGCUGAUCUUUGCCGGCAAGCAGCUGGAAGACGGGCGCACCCUGUCCGACUACAACAUCCAGAAGGAGUCCACUCUGCACCUGGUCCUGCGCCUCAGAGGUGGGAUGCAGAUCUUCGUGAAGACCUUGACCGGCAAGACCAUCACCCUCGAGGUCGAGCCCAGCGACACCAUCGAGAAUGUCAAGGCCAAGAUCCAAGACAAAGAGGGCAUCCCCCCUGACCAGCAGCGGCUGAUCUUUGCCGGCAAGCAGCUGGAAGACGGGCGCACCCUGUCCGACUACAACAUCCAGAAAGAGUCCACUCUGCACCUGGUCCUGCGCCUCAGAGGUGGGAUGCAGAUCUUCGUGAAGACCUUGACCGGCAAGACCAUCACCCUCGAGGUCGAGCCCAGCGACACCAUCGAGAAUGUCAAGGCCAAGAUCCAAGACAAAGAGGGCAUCCCCCCUGACCAGCAGCGGCUGAUCUUUGCCGGCAAGCAGCUGGAAGACGGGCGCACCCUGUCCGACUACAACAUCCAGAAGGAGUCCACUCUGCACCUGGUCCUGCGCCUCAGAGGUGGGAUGCAGAUCUUCGUGAAGACCUUGACCGGCAAGACCAUCACCCUCGAGGUCGAGCCCAGCGACACCAUCGAGAAUGUCAAGGCCAAGAUCCAAGACAAAGAGGGCAUCCCCCCUGACCAGCAGCGGCUGAUCUUUGCCGGCAAGCAGCUGGAAGACGGGCGCACCCUGUCCGACUACAACAUCCAGAAGGAGUCCACUCUGCACCUGGUCCUGCGCCUCAGAGGUGGGAUGCAGAUCUUCGUGAAGACCUUGACCGGCAAGACCAUCACCCUCGAGGUCGAGCCCAGCGACACCAUCGAGAAUGUCAAGGCCAAGAUCCAAGACAAAGAGGGCAUCCCCCCUGACCAGCAGCGGCUGAUCUUUGCCGGCAAGCAGCUGGAAGACGGGCGCACCCUGUCCGACUACAACAUCCAGAAGGAGUCCACUCUGCACCUGGUCCUGCGCUUAAGAGGAGGUGUCUAAGUUAUCCUUUUAAGCUUUCAACCAAUUUAAAUUGCACUUUUCUUUCAAUAAAGUUGUUGCAUUCCCAAA